Messenger RNA from Diatraea saccharalis (sugarcane borer), 2095 nucleotides. Lineage: Eukaryota; Metazoa; Arthropoda; Insecta; Lepidoptera; Crambidae. The record is from the annotation of a GenBank genome assembly.
AGUCGUGUUUUGCCCGCAGUAUACUGCAUACGUGAUUGUCGCGCGCGCCCCUCAUGUUACACGAGACUGUUCCGCGAACAAUAACUUCGUAACGCCGAGUGAUGUGCGCAAACGCACGAUUUGAUAAUUCUUUCGUUGGUCGUUACUUGUGACAGAGCAAAUGUCUCCCAGUCUAGAAGGGAUCAUGUUCAACAGGAACGCAAACCUGUCCGCGCGCCGCCCUUUGUUGGCGGAACCGCAAAAGCCUCUAAUGGUACCGCCGCGUGCGCCUCCCCGCGACACUAGCAUUCAACGACCCGUACCAGCCCCCAGGAACAUACCUCCGGAUUAUCCAUACGAAUACCGACCAGAUUACUUUAAGCCGUCGAAUAUCGAACUCGAGAAACGACUGCAGGAGGCACGGGCCCGUGAGAAAGUUGGCUACUUUCAAGACAAAGUAGCGCCGCCGGAGCUGAGCUUGGACCGGAGAGAAGCUGAACUAGUUUUUAGGUUCGAUCCUCAUGCUUCGUCUGAGUAUUUGUCGAAUCAGUACCGUGCUCCUGUCGUACAUUAUGCGAAACCACCGACGCCGGCCAAUGGAGUAUCAAACCGUCUCCAAGAGCGAGACGGACCAUUUGUGUUCGGCGUUCACAGUCCUAGCCAAUUCCCAAAGCGAAGAGAUGAAGACGAUUACGAUUACUCGGAGGUUACUACAGAAGAAACUAUUAGAACUGCGAUUCGAGACGAUGUGUCUGAAGACUUAAAUUGUUGUGAUAGAGUGAACGAGUGGACAAUACGCGACAAGAAAACGAGGAGAACUUUGAAUAGGAUGUUCCAAAUAAAAGAUAGAAGAAAGGUGAAAGGUGGCAAGAAAGAUAAGAUAAAGUGUGUGUUGGUGGGUGACGGGGCAGUGGGUAAAAGCUCAUUGAUCGCAGCAUAUGCUCAGGACACCUUCCGAGAGGAAUAUGUGCCCACAGCAUACGACACAUUCAAUGUUGCUGUCGAUGUCGAUGACCGCCCCGUUCGUGUAGAAAUCUGUGAUACUGCUGGACAGGAUUCGAUGUCCGAGCUUCGUGAGCUAUGCUACCCAGGCACGGACGUCCUGCUCCUGUGUUUCUCCGUGGUGCGACCGGAGACGUUCCGUUCUGUAGCUGAGAGGUGGACACGCGCUGUGGCGGGUGUGAACGCACCCCUCGUGCUCGUCGGCACACAGUCAGACCUCGCCCGGGAUACACGCGUGCUGCAGGCGUUGCGAGCACGUGGUGAACACCCGGUGACGGAGAUGGAGGCUAAGGCAUUAGCUGCCAAGAUUAACGCAGUCUACGUGGAGACAUCGGCUAAGACUAGAUGCCAACUGAAAGACGCCUUCGAUGCCGCCAUUUUGGCCGGCCUGCCUGUCAUACAGGGCAAGAAACCUUUUUGGAAAAAACUGUUUUGCAUAAAUUAAAAUAAUAUUUUUUUUCAAAACAGAAUUUCGAUAUUUUCUUCUAUUUUGUACUGAUAUUUACUUAAAGUGAGAGUACCUAAUUAAUAGGUAUAAUACCCUACCUUAUUCUCUAUACUUAUUAUUUCAUUAAAAAGGGUUUCUUUUUAAAUAAUACCUAUGUGCCUUAUGUACCUAUUUGUGAUUGAGAUUAUACUGAAGUUUAAAUAUGAAAUUAUAGUUUCAUAAGAUAACGUUGAUUAUCUCUUAUUUUAUGAUGGUAUUCACACAAAUUCUAAUAGAAUUUGAAGUAUGAAUAACGCAACUACAUACUUAUUUUUGCUUUGUUUGUGGUUGAUAAUAGACAGCUUAUUGGAUUUUUUAUUUAGUGGUGAACUUUUUUAACUCUGUCUAAAUAGAUCAAUUAAAAAUUGUAAAAAUACAGAGCAAGUAUUACAUAAAAAUCUACAAAAUUUUUAUUGUUGUAUUCUAAUGUACCUAUCUAAUAAAAUAAUGAUAUUAUGACUAUGCCUUAAAAGACAAGAUUGUACAGUAGAAUUUAAUUUCCUAUUAUAAACAUACUAUUAUUGUCUGUAUAGCUAGUUGUUUUACUGUGUGUAUAUAAGUAAUAUCGAUAAUGUUAAAAGUUGUUUGAUACUCAACUGAACUGAUAAUUAUAUUUUAUUACAAUUC